CUAGAUCCGAUGCUGGCGCUGAGCUUAGGCAGCCCCUGCGCGUUUCCAGGCGGCCAUCGGAGUGGUUUGGCACGCGCAGUGGGCGCACGCAUCCUGCAGCUGGGCCUUGGGCUCAAAAAACGCGCGACAAAGUACCCCUCAGCUGGGGGGCGCUGCCCAGAGCGCCGGAAAGGAGUUCAGUGAUGGACGUGGACGCGCUCGCGGCGAUAGCGGGUUGCGUCGUGACGCGGCGCGGCGCGGCGUGCGCGACCGAGUGCCGCCAGAGCGUGCGGGUGGUGGACUCGGCGGACAUCGUCCCGCAAAUCCUCGACUACCUCGAGUUCUGCGACUGUUUCCCGGCGGCCGUGUCGCACUGCUGGAAGGCAGCGGCGACCGCGGACCCCCCAACGACAAAUUCGCGGCGCUGGUCCGAACAGGCUUAUCGCGCUGGCGGCAAUAAGCAUAGUAACGCUUGGGUCCCGAAGACGAAUUACAAGUUCAUGCGCAUGUCGCUCGAGACGUUCAACACGUUCUCGGGCAGUAUCGAUGAUUAUUCGGAAAUCAAUUAUAGGAUGGACAUAGGUUGGUAUGAGUACGGCCGGGGGGACCUCGAUGACAUACUCGUAUCUGGCGUUGACUCGGAGAUAGUUUUUGAGAGCUACGAAAAUUUUAAACGAGCCGAGCCGAAGGUGAGCAGGGUGUUCCGCGCUCCGGCGGGCGGAUGGACGGUGAGGAGCCUUUUCGACGCCAUCGCCGAGGGCGACGAGCGCGAAUGGAGGGGCGACCACCAUUUCUUCGAGGGUCUGGAGAAGUCCAGUAACGGGCGCUACCAAAGUUUUUGGGGGAGCUAAUGUGACGUGUGUAUUAAA
Molecule: messenger RNA, 848 nt
Organism: Pelagomonas calceolata
Lineage: Eukaryota; Pelagophyceae; Pelagomonadales; Pelagomonadaceae
Source: the annotation of a GenBank genome assembly